CGAGGUAAGCCAUCCACUGUGACGCACUCCCAUCCGUCUUCCACGACGCGAUCUCAUUUCCUCUUCCACGAGGCCGAGGUAAGCUGUCCACCGCGACGCACUCCCAUCCGUCUCCCACGACGCGAUUUUGUUUCCUCUUCUACAAGGCUGAGGUAAGCCCUCCCCGCGAGGCACUACAAAUCAUCUGCGACGAUACUAUUUGCGAGGCCUAGGUUAGAAGGAUGAGAAGGCCAAGCUCGGCCUUAGCCACUCAAGCUCGGCCCCAACCACUCAAGCUCGGCCCAGCCACUCAAGCUCAGCCUCAACCACUCGAGCUCGACCUUAGCAACUCAAGCUCGGCCCCAACCACUCAAGCUCGGCCCAGCCACUCAAGCUCGGCCCCAACAACUCAAGCUUGGCCCAGCCACUCAAGCUCGGCCUCAGCCACUCGAGCUCGGCCUUAGCAACUCAAGCUCGGCCUCAGCCAUUCAAGCUCGACGAGAUGUACUUUUUUCUUGACCGAGGAUUUUUUCCCAUCCUCAUGGGUUUUUUUCCUCGACAAGUUUUUAAUGAGGCAUCCCCCAUGGGGUGGGUCACACAUUGACGGGAUUGUGGG
Molecule: messenger RNA, 595 nt
Organism: Cuscuta campestris
Lineage: Eukaryota; Viridiplantae; Streptophyta; Magnoliopsida; Solanales; Convolvulaceae
Source: the annotation of a GenBank genome assembly